AUGACGUCACAGGGCGUUUCAGUCCGGGCGGAAGCCCGGGGAGCGCACUGCAGGGACCUGAGCCGCGGCCCUAGAAUGGGAAACAGUGCCCUCCGCGCUCAUGUGGAAACCGCGCAGAAAACUGGUGUCUUUCAGCUUAAGGACCGUGGGCUGACCGAGUUCCCCUCAGAGUUGCAGAAGCUGACCAGCAAUCUAAGGACCAUCGACUUGUCCAACAACAAGAUCGAGAGCCUACCGCCUAUGAUUAUAGGAAAGUUCACUCUGCUGAAGAGCCUCUCCUUGAACAACAACAAACUGACUAUUCUUCCUGAGGAGUUAUGCAAUCUGAAAAAACUAGAGAUGCUAAGCCUAAACAACAAUCACUUGAGAGAGCUACCAUCUACCUUUGGGCAACUGGCAGCCCUCAAGACCCUGAGCCUCUCUGGGAACCAGCUACGAGCACUACCACCACAGCUCUGUAGCCUACGGCACUUGGAUGUGGUGGAUCUCUCCAAGAACCAGAUUCGGAGCAUACCUGACAUAGUGGGGGAGCUGCAGGUCAUCGAACUCAAUCUCAACCAGAACCAGAUAUCUCAGAUCUCAGUAAAGAUAUCUUGCUGUCCUCGCCUUAAAGUUCUUCGCCUAGAAGAGAACUGUCUUGAGCUCAGCAUGCUGCCACAGAGCAUUCUCAGUGAUUCCCAGAUCUGUCUGCUUGCUGUGGAAGGCAACCUUUUUGAAAUAAAGAAACUUCGAGAACUGGAAGGAUAUGAUAAGUACAUGGAGAGGUUCACAGCCACUAAGAAGAAGUUUGCAUGAUGUUCUCCAGGAGCACGGGAACCUCACAGGACACUGACAUGGAAUCUCUUGCAAUCUGGCUGAAUCAAAGGCUCCUGUUGUUGUCAAGGAUUAUCUGCAGUAAGGAGAUGAUACUCCCGCAGAUAUUUCAAUGAUCUUUUCCCUUUCCAGGGCUCGUCCUAAGCAAGCUAAAAAAUCAAGGGACAGUAAGAGUCCUCCAUUUUGAGUCAUGGAUAAGGGUAAAGGACAGUGUUGAUCAUCAAAACCAUCAUUAGUCUGGCUUUAAGAAAAACAGUAGCUCAUUGCUAUUUAUACAAUGAAGGGAUGCUGCUUGGUCACAGAAUCACUCCGUAUCACAGCUUGAAAUUUCAUGUUUAGUUUCAGUGUAUGAACUUUCAUAAAGUCAGUUGCCAUUCCACCUGCAUUAACAUUUCAUAUUUUUAUGAAAUAUAGUUUGUGAGAGGCUACUAUGGUUAAUCUAGGAUUUAUGAUUUUAUUUCAGUCCAUCAGUUCAAUCGCAGUGUGUAUACUUGGAAUUUAGAAUGUACAUAAAUAUGUGACUGUCUUGAUUAAAAGUGUAUUGUGUCAGAGAAGCACCAACACAACACUAAGAGAUGUUCCCCAAGGCUGCAGUAGCAAAUUUUUUACUAUUGCAUGUGCCUUACUGGUAGAGGGCUCUGAAGAGCUAAAACCAUAUAUGCAAAAUUUGUAAGAUACAGAGGGUUGUAAUAAUCAAGACUUUCCUGAAGCUUUGUUAGAAAUAAUGUCUUACUUCUGGUAAUCCUUUUCCUUUUUUGCGUUUAUAAUUCUACUAAUCAAAUUACCUAUCCAAAAACUACUGCUACAAUAUUUUAAAAUAACCUAUGUUUAUAAAGUUUAUUCUCUGGAUGAGAGAAUAUACUAAAUAAAGAAUUUUUAAUGAA
Odobenus rosmarus divergens (Pacific walrus) is the source of this 1697-nucleotide messenger RNA. RefSeq names its product leucine rich repeat containing 57 (gene LRRC57). The record is from RefSeq and is a predicted model, not a curated record. The transcript is spliced from 6 exons. The coding region runs from base 1 to 795 and encodes 264 amino acids. NCBI's taxonomy places the organism in Eukaryota, Metazoa, Chordata, Mammalia, Carnivora, Odobenidae. Gene Ontology annotation, molecular function: protein binding.